Messenger RNA from Strongyloides ratti, 579 nucleotides. RefSeq lists its product as hypothetical. The transcript has 2 exons. The record is from RefSeq and is a predicted model, not a curated record. NCBI's taxonomy places the organism in Eukaryota, Metazoa, Nematoda, Chromadorea, Rhabditida, Strongyloididae. The coding region runs from base 1 to 579 and encodes 192 amino acids.
AUGUUAAUUGUUCAAAAUCGAAGAAUAAAUAUUUAUGAAAAUUUGAUUUUUUCAAUAUCAAUAACAUUAUUUAAUUUGUCUGCUUUUAUUAAUUCAAUAUUUUUUUCAAAAUUUCUAUAUAAAAAUGGUGCAUUUAGUGGUUUUUAUUCAUAUGGAACAAUAGAAGAAGAUAUAUUUGCUAUUUUUGAUAUAUUUCCACAAAUAAGUGGAUGUAUAAUAAGUUUAAUAUUAAAUGGAAUAAUUUUAAUAAAAAUAAGACAUGAAAAGAAGCAAGCAGCAUCAAUGAUAAAAGGUGGUACAAAUGAAACAACAUUAACAAUAAAUAUUUUAUUUCAUACAAUAAUGCCAUUAUUUUUAGUUAUUUAUGCUAAUGUAUAUUAUCAUUUAGCAUUUCAAUAUAAUAUUCAGUCAAAAGUUGCUGAAAAAAUAUUUGUGCUUUUAGAUUUAAGUUAUAGUAUAGUAUGUCCAUUAUCACUUAUACUAUUUAUAGGAAUUUAUCGUUCAUAUUUUAAAAAAAUUUUUUGUUUUAAUAAAAUAACAUUAACAAAAGUUUCAAUGACAAAAAAUAUAAUGGUUUAA